This is a messenger RNA of Syngnathoides biaculeatus (alligator pipefish), 2910 nucleotides long. RefSeq names its product leucine-rich repeat-containing protein 24-like. The transcript is spliced from 8 exons. Bases 252 to 2075 code for a protein of 607 amino acids. The record is from RefSeq and is a predicted model, not a curated record. NCBI's taxonomy places the organism in Eukaryota, Metazoa, Chordata, Actinopteri, Syngnathiformes, Syngnathidae. Gene Ontology annotation, molecular function: protein binding.
GUGAGUGCUGUGUGGAAGAGCUUGGAGCUUCCGGUACAGGAAAAGGAGGAGGAGGAGGAAACACCUGCGUGCGUGUUUGGAUGAAUGCGUGCCGCCAUACAUCUUGACAGCAACACAAGAAGAAGAAGAAGAAGAAAAAGAAGGUGAACGUUGACGCUUGCUCCCUCCAUCCUUGCAUCCUCGGUGGACGCCACGCGCCACCCCCCCCCCCCCGCAUCCUCCUCGACAUGGCGGACGUCAAAUGAUCGCCGAUGAAGCCGCGACGUCCUCCCCCCCCUCCUCCUCCUCUUCCUCUUCCUCCGUCUUCAUCGUCAGAGCGCGUUGCCAUGGCGACGCUGCCGCUCUUGCUCAUCUGGGCGAUCCUGCCGCACGCCGCCGCCUCGUCCGCCCCGUGCCCGGCGAGCUGCCGAUGUUACAGCCUGACGGUGGAGUGCGGGUCCACGGGCCUCCUGGCCUUGCCCAAACACGUGCCCGCGUCCGCACAGACGCUGUUCCUGCAGGACAACGUGAUCGCUCAGAUCCGGCGGCAGGACCUGAUCCCGCUCCCGCACCUGCACUACCUCUACCUGCAGAACAACAGCAUCUCGGCGCUGGAGCCGGGCUCGUUCCAGAAGCAGGCCCGGCUGCUGGAGCUGGCGCUGAACGGCAACAGGAUCCACCUGGUGACGGCCGACACCUUCCGCGGCCUGGAGCACCUGCGGGUCCUCUACCUGGCGGGGAACGACAUCACGCGCCUGCCGGACUUCGCCUUCCGCGGCCUGCAGCGGCUGCAGGAGCUCCACCUGCAGCGCAACAGCUUGGAGGUCCUGGAAGAACGGGCCCUGGCCGGCCUGACGUCGCUGGCUCUGCUGGACCUGAGCCGGAACCGCCUCCACACCGUCGGGGCCGCCGCCCUGCGGCCGCUGGUCAGCCUGCAGGUGCUCCGCAUCACCGAGAACCCGUGGCGCUGCGACUGCGCCCUCCGCUGGCUGCGGGGCUGGAUGGACGAGGAGGGCCGGCGUCUGCUCAGCUCGUCGGAGCGCCGCCUGUCGUGCUCGGAGCCGCCGCGGCUGUCCCGCCUGAGCCUGCUGGAGGUCCCGCCCAACAGUCUGGUCUGCAUCCCCCCCCUGGUGCAGCUGGAGCCCCGCAGGCUGGCCGUGCGCCUGGGCGACAGCCUGCGCGUGUCCUGCCACGCCUCCGGAUACCCCAGGCCGCAGGUCACCUGGAGGAAGGCGUCUCCCAGCAAGGUGUCGCUGGCGCCCCGAGGCCUGGUGCAGGACCUGGGCGGCGGGGCCCGAACGGCGGGCGACGGAGCGGAGCCCUCCGAGGGCGACGGGGCGCACGUGCAGAAGGCCGCCUCGAACUUCGACCCGGACACGGGCAGCGGGAUGCUCUUCCUCAGCAACGUGACGGUGGCGCACGCCGGCUUCUACGAGUGCGAGGCUUGGAACGCGGGCGGCGCGGCCCGGGUCACCUUCCAGCUGGCCAUCAACUCGUCCUCCGCCCCCUGGGCCGCCUGGGCGCACCCCCGCUCGCCGGGGCGGCUCCGCCCGAGGAGCCCCGACGGCGCGGCGGGCGGCGACGUGAGCCGGGAGCCGCUCUACGCCUCGGGCAGCAUGGCGUUCGGCGCCCUGGGCGCCGCCACGCAGACGGCCAUCGCCGCCGGCAUCUCGCUGCUGGCGCUGACCGCCCUGCUGUUGGUCGCCAUGAUCUACGGCCGCCACCUGCAGGGCCACAAGGACCAGCGCGCCGCGCGCAAGGAGGAGAACGUCCUGUACGUCAACGACUACUCGGACGGGCCGACCACGUUCGACCAGCUGGAGGAGUUCCGAGACGAGCGCGGCCACGAGAUGUUCGUCCUGAACCGCGCCAAACCCGUGCCGCCCUCGGACGCGGGCAGCGGCCGCACGGGCUCCUCGGCGGCCGCCAGUCCGGCGCCGCCCCCCGAGCCCGACGUCGACCUUCGGACUGUGCGGAGAAUGGCGGGCGAGGGCGGGGAGGCGGAGCCGGUGAUGACGUCGGAGGGCGAGGGCGCCUUCGUCAACCACGCCGGCUUGUUCGCCGACUCCCAGACGGCCUACGAGAUCCACUGCUGACUCCUCGGACGGACGACGGCUCACUGGACUUUCUUCGUCUUGUGGCGCGUGCGCUUCUUCGUCGUCUUCAGACUUUGGGACAAAAGCGGUGCCAUAAAACUGGCUACCGUGAACGCUCGGGAGUCCUGAAGACGGCGAGCCAGGCGCUCGUGUACGGAGGAAGAUUCCGGCCACACUGGAAAGAAAAUGACGCGAGCGGCUUCAGCGGGGACCCCCAGGAUUGUCUUUCCCCGGCCGCUUCGAGGCGUUCCCGGGCCUGCCGAGAGACGUGGUCUCUGCGGCGUGUCCUGGGUCGUCCUCAGGGUCCCCUUCUGGUGGGACGUGCCCGGACCGCCGCCCCGGGGAGGCGUCCGUGUCGGCUCCUCUCAACGCGGAGGAUAUCUCACAGAAUGGUUCCUUGACUUUGAUGUGGACGUAGCCAGACUGCCGCGUUCUUCUGGUUCUGUUUGUUUGGGACGGGUUCAGUCGUAUUUUCUUUCCAGUGUGUCCGGAAUGAUCCCGCAAGCGUGCACGCUGGAGUCGCUUGAAGCUAAUGUGGUCGUGUUCAUCAGCAUGUAGCAGUUCUUGUGUCUUCUUCUCUUUUUUUUCCACUUUUACGGGGGGGGUUUCCAUUCUUUAGCUAACAGCAGUUGCGCAUGGGAAAUACAAGAAGAAAAUGCGCCGGAGCUCCUUUUUUGGUUUUCGUUUGGCGUUCUCUCCACAAACUGGCUCGUCUUUUCUCACAAAGGCAACGCUAGCGGUGGCCCACCACACGUGGACAUGUUCACAUGGGACAGGCCUCGAGACUGCGCAUGGAACCUUUUCUUCAACUCGUGUGAUUAAAAAUUCCGCAUUU